UUUGCUCGCUGAGGUCGAUAAGAAACCGGCCGGCGUUUCUUCGACUUGUUACGAUACGUGCAGCCAGUUCUCAUCUGCAUUUCCCUCCCGUUUUGGGGCGCUGUAACGUGUUUUAGGAGCCUGCCAACAGGACUCCAGAUUGAAACGCACUCAUCAUGUUCCGUCUGCUAUGCUCUGCACACGUUGAUAGCGUGGUUGUACCGUCUGUGCGAGGGAUCUUCUCUCAGCAACGUAAGCGUGGUUUCAGAACCUUCUUGCCACGAUUCCAAGAACAGCAAGUUGAAAAGCCACUGAAGGGAACCCCCUAUGAAAAACUGACCAUCGGUGUACCAAAAGAAAUCUUUCCGAAUGAACGCAGAGUGGCGUUAUCUCCUGCGGCUGUACAGACUCUCGUCAAGAAAGGCUUUAACGUUGUAAUUGAAGAUGGUGCCGGCAAAGAAGCUAAAUUCUCCAAUGCAGACUAUGAAGCUGCUGGGGCACUUAUCAAGAAUAUUUCCGAUACUUUCAAAUCUGACAUUGUACUAAAAGUACGAGCCCCAACACUAGAAGAAGUAGAAAAGUUAAAAGACAAAGCACAUUUGCUAAGCUUUAUCUACCCUGCACAAAAUGAGGAACUUGUUCAAAAAUUAGCCGCAAAAAAGGCGACUGUAUUUGGGAUGGACUGUGUUCCUCGUAUCAGUCGUGCACAAGUUUUUGAUGCACGUAGUUCCAUGGAUAACAUCUCUGGUUACAAAGCAGUUAUUGAGGCUGCUAAUAAUUUUGGUAGAUUUUUUACAGGUCAAAUCACUGCUGCAGGAAAAGUUCCACCUGCUAAAGUUUUGGUGCUUGGUGCUGGUGUCGCUGGUUUAUCGUCUAUUGGCACAGCAAAGAGCAUGGGAGCAAUAGUUAGGGCAUCUGAUGUUAGAUCCAGUGUGAAAGAACAAAUUCAAUCUAUGGGGGCAGAGUUCCUGGAAGUAAAAGAGGUCAAAGAAGAAGGUGAAGGGACAGGCGGGUAUGCAAAAGAAAUGUCUGAUGCGUUUAAAGAUGCACAGCAGAAGAUGUUUGCAAAACAGUGUCGUGAAGUUGAUGUCGUUAUUAGUACAGCGUUGAUUCCUGGUAAAACUGCGCCCAUUCUUAUUACCAAAGAAAUGGUGGAUAGUAUGAAAGACGGUUCAGUGGUUGUUGAUCUCGCAGCAGAAGCUGGUGGAAACAUACAAACAACAAAACCAGGGAAGAAGUACAUCUACAAUGGAGUGACACACAUUGGCUACACAGAUCUGCCAAGUCAACUACCAACUCAGUCAAGUACAUUGUAUGGCAAUAAUAUUUCUAAGCUCUUGCUUUCUUUCACUCCAUCAAAGACAGAAGGCAGAUAUUUCCUGGAUUUCGAAGACGAAGUCACCAGAGGUUCAAUAAUCCUCAAUGAAGGUGAGAUGAUGUGGCCUGCACCGCUACCAAAAGAGCUUUCACAACCACCUCCAGUAGCAAGUGCGCAACCGGAAACGGCCGUCAAAGUCGUUGAAGAUCCAUUUAGCAAGACAUUAAAGAGCACAGGUCUUUACGCAACAGGCUUGAUGAGUUUGAUUGGAGCUGGUAUGAUUUCACCAAAUCUGGCAUUCAAUACUAUGGCCACUACUUUUGGUUUGUCUGUCAUUGUAGGUUACCAUACUGUCUGGGGUGUGGUCCCAGCACUUCAUUCUCCACUAAUGUCUGUGACCAAUGCCAUCUCUGGGAUUACUGCUGUUGGUGGUAUGCUAUGUAUGAGUGGCGGUUACUUACCUGAUUCUGUUCCCGCUGCCAUGGCAGCAACGGCUUGCUUUAUUUCUUCUAUCAACAUCUUCGGUGGCUUUUUAGUGACACAGCGUAUGUUAGACAUGUUCCGUAGACCCACAGAUCCUAAUGAAUAUAACAGUUUAUAUGGUAUUCCUGCUGCUGCAUUCAUGGCUGCUUAUCUUGGUGCUACCUAUGCUGGCUAUUCCAAUGUCCAUGCUCUGUCUUACUUGGCUUCAUCACUGUGCUGCGUGGGAGCUCUUGGUGGUCUCUCAACCCAAGCAACUGCUAGACGGGGUAAUGCUUUGGGAAUGAUUGGCGUCGGUGGUGGUAUGUUGACAACACUGGUUCUGCUGAACUGUUCACCGGAGCUGUAUACCCAGAUGGGACUCUGUGUCGCAGGCGGUGCUUUGAUUGGUACAAUAAUUGCAAAGAAGAUGGCCAUCACUGAUCUCCCACAGCUUGUAGCAGCUUUCCAUAGUUUUGUUGGAGCUGCUGCUGUACUGACGUGUGUUGCGACAUACAUGAGUGAGGCGGCUACUUUUGCUGACAAUCCAGCGGCAGCCAUCACAAAAGCUUUCCUCUUUUUUGGUACAUAUAUUGGUGGUGUCACUUUCACUGGUUCACUUGUGGCAUUUGGUAAACUUCAGGGACUCCUCAAAUCUGACCCUCUUCUUUUGCCUGGACGUAAUGCUCUGAACCUUGGCAUGGCGCUUACCAAUGUUGCUGCAAUGGCCUACUAUAUGACAGAUCCUGGUUACAACAUGGAUAUGGCUAUGUUAGGCACUACAACUGCUCUCUCAUGUGUGAUGGGUGUCACUCUGACUGCUGCCAUUGGUGGAGCUGACAUGCCUGUCGUUAUCACAGUUCUCAACAGCUACAGUGGGUGGGCUUUGUGUGCUGAGGGAUUUAUGUUGAAUAACCCACUUUUAACGAUUGUUGGAGCUCUCAUCGGAUCAUCUGGUGCUAUCCUAUCUUACAUCAUGUGUGAGGCUAUGAAUCGUUCUUUGUCCAAUGUCAUUUUUGGUGGAUAUGGAACACGUAGUCAUGCAGGUGGCAAGGCUAAGGAAGUGUCUGGUAUACACACUGAAAUAAAGGUACCUGAAGCAGUAGAUUACAUCAACGAAGCACAAAACAUCAUCAUUACACCUGGUUACGGUUUGUGUGUUGCUAAGGCACAGUAUCCAAUUGCUGAUAUGGUUCAGAAGUUGACCGAAAUGGGAAAGAAUGUAAGGUUCGGUAUCCAUCCAGUCGCCGGUCGUAUGCCAGGUCAGCUGAACGUCCUUCUUGCUGAAGCCGGUGUACCCUAUGACAUAGUACAGGAAAUGGACGAGCUCAACAGUGAUUUUCCAGAAACAGAUUUAGUGUUGGUAAUUGGUGCCAAUGAUACUGUCAACUCAGCAGCUGAAGAAGACCCCAAUUCGAUCAUCGCCGGUAUGCCUGUAUUGCGUGUGUGGUUAGCCAAACAAGUCAUCGUUAUGAAGAGAACCCUUGGGGUAGGAUACGCUGCAGUAGAUAACCCAAUCUUCUACAAACCUAACACAGCCAUGUUGCUCGGUGAUGCAAAGAAGACGUGUGAUGCUCUGCUAGCCAAAGUUACAGAACAACAGGAAGAGUAGAUUUUGAUAUCAAAUGUGUUUGUGUGCUUGAAAUUUGCUUUCUUCAAAAAUAACCCACAGACUAUUGACUACACGUUUAAAUCACAGACCUGACUACCUACAAUAUGCUGCAGUACUUUUAUAACUUCCUUAAUACUCUCUUAAAAAAUAGUAUUUUAAUAUGAAAAUUCCUGGAAAAAACAUCAGUGGCUGUUAAAACUUAAUGUUGCUUUUUCGUGGAUGCUGCUCAAGUUUUUACCUGUCAUCUCACUUUCUCAAGAACCGGGACAUUUUUCUGCUUGAUUUAGUAUGCCAAUGACAGUAAAUCUAUCUAUUGACAUUUUCAUUUAAGUUUGAACCUGUGUAAUCAAAUGAACUCAAGACUGGGCUAGUUAGGGGAACUAACUCAUCUAUGUUUUGCCUGGUAUUGUACGAAUCGUAAAACCAUUUAUUUCUACUGGCAUUUCAUUUCACUAAUCAUUUGAGCAUAUUCACUGGGUUUUAAGUUUAAAAAUUUACUGGUGAAAAGAUGCAUUCUAUUCUAAUUUGACAUGUGAAUUUAAUUUCUUAUCAGUGAAAAUAGCGAAAUUAAAACCCAGUGAAUGAUUAUGUUUAUACUAUGUUAUAUCCACCACUAUUCGACUGUUAAAUGAUCUGAGCCCAGAUUACCAUAGGGUCUGGUGCAACCACAAAUCUCGUCAGAAUUCUUUCAUCAGUCCAGACUACAAAAUACUGAGCAUUGCAUAAUUUGUGACUUUUUAGCUUUAUUUUCACUAUGGUCACAAUAGAAUUGUAGGAACCAGUAUUUCUAAAUAUUUUGAAUAAUUCGGCAUAUAUGCAAAAUAAAUCGUUUUUCUUUUAUCUGCAUAAUCCUACAUUUUGCCAGUUACCUUGAUCAAAUUAUUCAGUUUCUGUAAUUUUACUUUAUAACUGUUUAAUUGUAAUAUUCUUAAAAGGGAACCGCUCAAUCCCAUGGAUUGCACCAAAGAAUCAUGGGACACUAUUGUUUAUGUUACAAAGUUAAUCUAUCUUUUGUAAACCAUUGUAAUUUUAACCAUGCUGACAACCACAGUUAUUUCUCUACAGGUUGUCAAUGGAUUGUUUUUCAUUUACUAAAUUUCUUGAACAUCUGUGAUAAUCUGAAAUGUUGUGCAGUGUUGUCUUCUCGCCUCAAAAUUCAGACAUUUAGUUCAUACCUACUGCGAACAUUUAGUUCAUACCUACUGCGAACAUUUAAUGUAAAUAAUCUUGAGAAAUUUAGCUGCAGUCCCAUUUGUCAUGUAAUAAUGCUUUGAAACGAUGCAUCUUAUAAACCCUUUACAUCUUAGGCAUUUUGUCAUCAAUACUGGAAAUAAAAUGAACCUAAAGUCCUGAUUCUGGCGACAAAUCGCUUCUGUGGCAUCAGCCUCUGUUUUGAUCUGUAGAGAAUUUUUAAAUGCAACUCCUACACAACCAAAGUUAUUGUUUUGAUCCAUCUAAAGUGCUUUGUCACGAGAAGAUACCACUUACCAAGAUACCAAAAGUGUCUUUGAUUCAUUGAAUAUACCUAGAAUUGUUUUAAAUUUUAUUAAAGCUUUACUGCAUUUGUUUUGAAAAUCAGUUGAUAGUAGCCAAUAGUUGAAUUCUUAUUAUGCAUAGACUUGCAAUAGGCAUUGAUGUAACAACAAAGUCAGUCUUGAUUCAAGAUGCAUUUCAAUUAUGCAUGGUCUUAAAACUCAGUUAUUAUGAAUUUCAUCACCAUUGGCAACAAUUUGUAAUUUAAAUCUAAAACGUUUAUUUUGUAAAUGCAGAAUAACUUUCCACGCAUGAUGAAAGGCUUUGUUGAAGCCAUGACCUUUGUGUUACCAAAUAUGUAGUAAAACUUGUACUUUGUUUUAAAACCAUUCAUUUCUAGCUAUUAGAAUCAAUAUACAGGCCUUAUUUUUUAUCAUUUGGUAUCACAAAGGUAGUUUGGCUCAGUAAUAUAUUUGGAAUACAACUUGUUAAAUGUGCAGCUUGUGUGAAAAAACAAAUAAUUGAGUGUAAUUCGAUAAAAAAAAAAUGUUAGCUUUCUUAGCAUAUUAUUAUGAAAAGUUGAAAAAAAAUGUAUUUAUGAGUGUGUGCUAUUAUGAAUAGUUACUAUAGUAUAUCACCUUGGCAAUGUGCUGAUUUGAUUGCAAAUAAUGAAUUGGAAAUCUGACAAUAAUAUUGGUGUAUGCUGUGUACCGAUUGCCAAUAAAUCCCUAUUUAAAUAGA
Messenger RNA from Saccoglossus kowalevskii, 5582 nucleotides. Its product is annotated as NAD(P) transhydrogenase, mitochondrial-like. Gene Ontology annotation, molecular function: oxidoreductase activity; NADP binding. Gene Ontology annotation, cellular component: mitochondrial inner membrane. The record is from RefSeq and is a predicted model, not a curated record. Gene Ontology annotation, biological process: NADPH regeneration; proton transmembrane transport. Lineage: Eukaryota; Metazoa; Hemichordata; Enteropneusta; Harrimaniidae.